Messenger RNA from Dacryopinax primogenitus, 1809 nucleotides. Its product is annotated as TPR-like protein. Gene Ontology annotation, molecular function: protein binding. NCBI's taxonomy places the organism in Eukaryota, Fungi, Basidiomycota, Dacrymycetes, Dacrymycetales, Dacrymycetaceae. The record is from RefSeq and is a predicted model, not a curated record. The transcript has 4 exons. Bases 1 to 1182 code for a protein of 393 amino acids.
AUGCAUUCGACCGUGCUCGAAGCACCUCAUCCCCCACAAAGUUCCAAGAAAUCCAAGUCGAAAGCAGCUCCAACCACAGAGGCGCUGCUAGCAAAAGCACAAGAACUGGUCGUGCAAUGCGAGUACGAACUGGGACGGCAGUUUGUCGACCGGGUCUUGGAAAGGGACUCGGAAAACGUCGAGGCGAGAGAAUUGAAAGGAGUUGUGGAGAUGGAAGCUGGCAACCCGGAACGAGCAAAGGGAAUUUUCCUCUCUCUUGUGCCCCCUUCCCCGUCCGCACCCUCCCCAGCUCCACCAUCAGUGCAUUUGUAUCUUGCCCAACUCUUGGCAGACGACGAUCCACGUGCAGCACUUGGACAGUAUCGAACAGCGGUGGACUUGCUCGUGACAAGGCUGGGUGGGAAGGGGAAGGGGAAGACGGAAAAGAGCCUGGAAGGGCUGGAGGAAGAAGAGGAGGAGAUCCGGAGAAUGGUUGUAAGGGUGUGUUGUAGCAUGGUUGAUAUUUGGAUGACGGAUCUAUGUUUCGAACCAGAGGCGGAGUCGUCCUGCGAAGAGAUUCUCCGUCAUGCGCUGGACACUGACCCAGAAAAUACCGAGGCGCUACUCUCACUCGCAAGUGUGCGGAUGAGCCAACAACGGCCGGAUGAAGCUGAGCAGUGUGUCCACAAGGUAUGGUCUACAUGGGAGGGCAUUGCGGCCGAUUCACCCUCCCACCCCGCUCCCCCGACGCUCCUUUCCUUCGCCCGCCUAUGUCUCGAGCUCAACCUAUUCGCCCUCGCUCUUGCCUCCCUCUCGCGGACACUCGAGAUGGACGACCAGGAAGUCGAAGCGUGGUACCUUGAGGGCUGGGCGUUUUGGCUCAUGUACCAAGAUGAAGGCUCUGCUGUAAACCUGACCCAAUCCGCGCAGGAUGGCGAGCAAGGAGAGAAGAUGACGAAGGAGGAUAUGCUCCGAGAUGCGAGGGACUGCUUAGACACAUGCGCGAUGCUGCACCAGGCGCAAGAGCAUCCGGACGAGCAGAUACUGCUGCACGUGAAGGAGCUGCUGGGAGAGCUCGAGGCUUUGGGAGUACAUGCGGCUCUGCCUGAGGAGGAAGGGGAGGGCGAACAAUUGACAGGAGAUGGAGAUGACGGGGAAUGGGUAGAUGAGGAUGACGAGGAUAAGGAUGUGGACAUGUCAUGACCUGCACGAUAUACCCUAGACAGUUAUGCAUAUUCUUUUCGUUCGUGGUCCGUUGUGGAGAGUUCUGCGCCUAAGCGUGAGAUCUCAGAAAAUGCAGCUUUGAGCGUGUCGAGGGAUACGUCGAGCCCUUCUGCACGCUUCUUCAUAGACUUGAUAGUGUCACUGGCCGCAAUCAGCUCAUGAUGGUGAUUAUAUACCAAACUCUGCCUCUCCCCAUACAGCGUGCGGAUCUCACUCAUCAGUUCGUUCUCCCUGGCCAGGAGUGCAGGUAGUGAGCUUCCCGAGAUGAGCGUAGAAUAAUAUAGGUGGGGGUCGAACGCUGGGCUGUCGAUGUCCAUUGGGUCCUGUCGUUUCUCCGACUCCCUCUCCCUCUCCUUGUCUUUCCCAUUCCCCUGUAAACCAACACUGGAUGCACUGACGUUCGCACUCGCUAAUCCAAGUCCAUAAUGUUUCCUCAGUAGGUCUCUUGCUCCGCCCCCGCCGGCGGAGACCUUCCGCGGUAAUGGAGAACGACGCGCGUUUGGCUCGGGGGACUUGACGGUGGGAGGUGCUGAGCGUGUCGAGGAGUGGGAGGCGGGCGGUGAUGACGGUGGGGACUGUGAGCCAUUGAUUGGUGCUCGUGAGAGU